This is a messenger RNA of Tarenaya hassleriana, 1500 nucleotides long. RefSeq names its product la-related protein 6A. Bases 121 to 1314 code for a protein of 397 amino acids. The record is from RefSeq and is a predicted model, not a curated record. Gene Ontology annotation, biological process: RNA processing. The transcript has 11 exons. Gene Ontology annotation, molecular function: mRNA binding. Gene Ontology annotation, cellular component: nucleus. Lineage: Eukaryota; Viridiplantae; Streptophyta; Magnoliopsida; Brassicales; Cleomaceae.
GCAACCGCGGAGGGGAAGAAGAGGAAAAAAAGAGACCCCAAGAAAGAGAGGGCGGAAGGAGUUUUCACCCUUCUCCGUUCUCUCUCUCCGAUCACCGGCGGUCAUCUUCGCUCCGGCGAGAUGGAUCCAGAGGUGGGGCUAUCCGCCUCCGUUUCUUCCGUGGAUCUUUCCUCCAUGCCGCCGCCGUCGUCUGGCGUCGAUUCCCCGCCUAUCUUCGGAUCUCCUGAAGAAACCGUCGUUGUGGACCUCCCUCAGUUUUCUCCGUCCGAUGAUGAUCUCGAGCACGAGAGAAACGGCGGAGAGGACCACAAUCAGGAUCAAGGCGAUCAAUCCGUCGCGGCCGGCGUUCUCACCGACGACUUGAAACGAAAAAUCAUCAGGCAGGUUGAAUACUACUUUAGUGAUGAGAAUUUACCCACAGACAAGUAUCUUUUGAAUGCCAUGAAGAGAAACAAAGAAGGUUAUGUUCCUAUAACUACAAUUGCUACUUUUCGGAAAAUGAAGAAGCUUACUCGAGAUAUUGCUCUGAUAGUAUCAGCUUUAAAGGAAUCGUCAUUACUUGUUGUUAGUUCGGAUGGGAAGAAGGUGAAGCGUCUUAAUCCUCUUCCUGAGGUCAAGGAUCCAAAGUUGUUCACCGUUGUGGUAGAAAACUUACCGGAGGAUCAUUCAGAGGAGAACAUACGCAAGAUAUUCCGUGAAGCUGGAAAAAUAAAAAGUGUGUCUGUAUGUGAUCCAAAUGCUGCUGAGGAAUUAGAGAAGGGUGUUAAGAAGGAGAAAAUGAUCAGCACCAGGUUGCAUGCCUUUGUAGAAUAUGAAACGGUGGAGGCAGCUGAGAAAGCAGCUGCUACACUGAAUAAUGAACAAGACUGGAGAAACGGGUUGCGGGUUAGGCUUCUCAAACAGGCACAGGGGAAGUAUGGACAAAGAAGACAGGUUCGGAGGGAAACUGAGACUGAAAGUAACGGAACUGGCCGGGUUCAUGAGCAUAACACUGGGGAAGAGGAGCACAAGAAGGCAAAUGAACAUCAUCAACAUCACCGCCAACAUCACUCUGAUACCAAUGAUGAAGAUGAAGGGGGACAUCAGCAUCAUCAAAAGGAUAAAAAUGGGGGCAGAGGCCGAGGUCGUGGGAGGAAUAGGCGGCAAAACUACCACCACGGCAAUAACGGCACCGGCCAUGGAACAGCACAAUCAUCAUCGUCAUCGUCUGGCCAUCAUCCUGCAGGGGGGGAGUUCACAAAGCCGCCACCUGGGCCAAGAAUGCCGGACGGGACAAGAGGGUUCACUAUGGGACGUGGCCGUCCUACUCCUUAACUACCCAUUCAUCUUUUUUGUUUCCUUCAAAUUCUGUAUGAAAAUGUGGUGUGUGUGUUUGCUGGCUGCUUCAUAACAUUUUCUGACGUGUGUGGUGCUUGUUUGUAUUUUUGGGCAAUCUUUGCUGCGUGGUGAUUCGGUUAUAUGUUUCCUUUUCUGGUUCGUCAUCUUAACUCUAUUAUCGCA